AUGACGACCGUGCCGCAGCUAUUUUCCCUUGAGGGUCAGACAGCACUCGUCACAGGAGGCACACGAGGUAUUGGUCAAGCCAUGUCAAUUGCGCUGGCAGAAGCAGGAGCAGACAUUCUCCUUGUCCAGGUACCAACUCUCAACUUUCCACUAACAACCACCCAGCGCGAUACGUCGAACCAAGAAACUAAGCAAGCCAUCGAGAGACUCGGUCGCAAAGCUAGCAUAUACACCGCCGACCUCUCCUCCAACGACUCCGUCUCCUCCCUCGUCCCCGCAAUCCUCAAAGACGGCCACAGAAUCCACAUCCUGCUCAACUGCGGCGGUAUCCAAAAACGCCACCCAGCGCACCAAUUCCCCGAUGAUGACUGGCAAUCAGUCCUGCAAGUUAACCUAACAUCCGUCUUCACACUCUGCCGCGACGUUGGCGCACACAUGCUCUCCCAACCCGCCGACCUCCCCCAAUCCCGGCGCGGCUCAAUCAUAAACGUCGCCUCACUGCUCACAUUCCAAGGUGGCAUCACCGUGCCCGCGUACGCCGCGAGCAAAGGCGGCGUCGGCCAAUUGACCAAGGCGCUGAGCAACGAGUGGGCAAAGUCGGGCAUCAGCGUCAAUGCGAUUGCGCCGGGGUACAUUGCGACAGACAUGAAUACGGCGCUGAUUCAGGAUGAGAAUCGGGCGAAGAGCAUACUCGAGCGCAUUCCGGCGGGGAGGUGGGGGAAGCCGGAGGAUUUCAAGGGCGUGGUGGUGUGGUUGGCGAGUGCGGCGAGUGCGUAUGUUAGUGGUGAGGUUGUUACUGUUGAUGGAGGGUGGAUGGGAAGAAACAUCACCAUGUCCCUUCGAAUCACCUUCUCCGUCCCUGCCCUCAACACCACUACGUCCAUCUCUCUCCCACUCCACACUUCCGCGCAGAUAACCCGCACCCCAGCCGAAAUUGCUGCCAAGUUCAAGAACAACACGAAAUAUGGCAUGAACGCAUAG
Molecule: messenger RNA, 981 nt
Organism: Parastagonospora nodorum SN15
Lineage: Eukaryota; Fungi; Ascomycota; Dothideomycetes; Pleosporales; Phaeosphaeriaceae
Exons: 3
Coding region: 1-981 (326 amino acids)
Molecular function (GO): oxidoreductase activity, acting on the CH-OH group of donors, NAD or NADP as acceptor
Source: RefSeq, a predicted model, not a curated record